AUGACGGUAGCAUUGUCAACGGAGCAACCGGGUGUCGCACUAACAGGGGCGGGCGGACUGUUAGGAGUGCUCGAUGCUGUUGUACUCGUUGGUGGGGCAGACGAUGGGGGUGGAGGGGGACUUGUGGAAGUUGCUGGAGGAGUCGAUGAGGGCAAACUUGUUGUGGAAGUCGUGGAUGAAGCCACCGAGGACGAACUGCUCGUGGUGGUGGUAACAGUAGAGGAAAGCGUCGAGGACGGAAUACUGGUGAUAGCUGUGGAUGGCACUGUGGAUGAGACACUCGUGGAAGUCGGAGAGGUCGACGUGGAUGAGACACCUGUGGGAGUUGAAGAAGAAGCCGCUGUGGACGAAGCGCUUGGGGAUACUGAUAGAGUCGCCGACAGUGAGCCGCUUAGCAAAGGGUUGGAACUCACUGGAGAGCUAGCAGAAGUGGCCAAGGUUGUCAAAGUCGGAGCUGUCGCUAUUGAUGAUGCUGCAUUAGACGCGGGCGUAUCAGUAGCGGGUUGUCCAUUGACGGGAACGAUCAGUGGCGAUCACACCGGGGUUUGCGGCUUCGAGGGAUUCCACGGAGAUCCCAGCACUGUACGCAAUGCCCAAGAAGGUGUCGCCGUCUUGAGCGGUGGUGGUGUUUGUUGCGAAAGAGCCUCGAGUAAUGAGUGGGAUUGUGAACAGCAAACGUACUACCAGGGCACUGCUGACAAGUGA
Molecule: messenger RNA, 705 nt
Organism: Letharia lupina
Lineage: Eukaryota; Fungi; Ascomycota; Lecanoromycetes; Lecanorales; Parmeliaceae
Exons: 3
Coding region: 1-705 (234 amino acids)
Source: RefSeq, a predicted model, not a curated record